Messenger RNA from Papaver somniferum (opium poppy), 1965 nucleotides. RefSeq lists its product as uncharacterized. Bases 1 to 1965 code for a protein of 654 amino acids. The transcript is spliced from 4 exons. The record is from RefSeq and is a predicted model, not a curated record. Lineage: Eukaryota; Viridiplantae; Streptophyta; Magnoliopsida; Ranunculales; Papaveraceae.
AUGAUAGAAGCAAUUCCAGAUGCUGAUGAAAUUAAGAAGACUUUAUUUGAUAUGGACCAAGACAGUGCUCCUGGUCCUGAUGGUUUUUCAGGAAGUUUUUACAGAGCAUGCUGGAAUGUGAUACAUCACGAUGUUGUGGAUGCCAUUCAAUUCUGUUGGAGUAGAAGAUUCAUCCCAAAAGGAAUGAGUUCUAACUUCUUAGUACUUAUUCCAAAAAUUGAAGGAGCAAGGAAUCCAAAACAAUUUAGACCAAUUGGUCUUAGUAAUGUCAGCUUCAAAAUCUUCACAAAAUUUUUGGCAACAAGAAUGGGGAAAUUGAUGCACAAGUUAGUAUCACCUCAACAAGUUUCUUAUGUGAAAGGCAGAUGCAUCCAUGAUCAAAUUUUAUUAGCUUCUGAAUUGGUAAAUGAGAUGAAUAAAAAAAGAAGAUGUAGAAAUGUAGCUUUAAAGCUUGAUAUAUCUCAAGCUUAUGAUUCAGUUAGCUGGGAAUUCUUAUUUCAGAGUAAAAGUAUCUAUUAUAUGGCUAAUGGUAUAAAUGAUGCAAAGAAAGUUGGCAACUUGGAAAGUAUUCCUGUCUAUAAUAUGGCAGUUUACAAAUGGCCUGCAUCAGUCAUAAAAACCUGUGAAAGAAUAAUGAGAAACUUUCUCUGGUCAGGAGAUGGAGAAACAAGGCAAUAUAAUACAUUUUCUUGGAAAAGAGUUUGCACUCCCUUAAGUGAAGGUGGUUUAGGAAUUUCAAGACUUGUUGUCAUUAACAAAGCUUUUCUUAUGAAAAUGAUGUGGAAAAUCAAUAAUUCAAAAGAAGAUUGGGCUUUAUUCUUUCAAGCAAAGUACAAAGAUAAAAAUGGCCAAUGGGAAACUAAAUGGCAGAAAUCUAUAGUUUGGUCAGGCUUAAAAUGGGCUUGGGAUGCUCUUAAAGAAGACACAAGAUGGAUCAUUGGAAAUGGAGAAAGAAUAUCUGUCUCGUUUGAUUCUUGGAUAGGAGAUAACACUUUGUUUGGCAAUUUUGAACAUAAUAGCUUUUUAGCUGAGAAUAUCAAAUUGAAGGUGUCAGAUUUAUUGUCAAAUGGUGUGUGGUCUUUUAAUAAUGAAUUUCAACUGAUUUUUCAGAAUCUUCUUCUGCCUGAAGUCCUUGGAGGAGAAGAUGUGCUUCUAUGGACAAGAAAUUUAAAGGGAGACUUAUCAAUUCCUGAGGCUGUGAACAAAUUAAGACACAAAGAACAGUUUGUUAACUGGUCAAGGUAUUUAUGGAAACCUUUUCUUCACCCUUCUAUUGCCAGCAAUGUGUGGAAACUGAUUGAAGGUAUAUACAAUGAUGAUAAGAAAAUGAUACAUAAUGGAUGUGAGAUGGUCUCAAGAUGCUGCAUCUGUGAAGCUGAACAGGACAGUAUAAAUCACUUUCUCUGGGAGUGCAACUUUAGUAUUGAAGUUUGGAAAUGGAUAUGUUCCAUAUUUCAGUUCAAACUGCCAAACUAUUUUGAUUAUAUAUGGAAGUUGUCCUCAAAGAAAAGUCCACUGGUGAAACAAGUUUGGAUAUCUGCAGCUUGUAUCAUUCUAAAAGAGUUGUGGUUUCAGAAGAAUAAAAAAUUCUUUGAAAACAUAAAGCCUAAUAUGCAGAGAUUCAAAUGCAGAAUUAUGCAACUGAUAAUGGUGACUUCCAGCAGCGGUGACUAUGAUUAUGAUUCUUCUUCUAGCUCUUGUGAAGAGGAUUCCAAGAUUUCUGCGGCCAAAGCACGUGCCAAGACGGAUCAUGCUAAGAAGAUAGUAAAUAACAUGCCUCUCAAUGAUCUAAAAGUUUCUCGUGAUGAGCUCUUGAAGAGGAAAUCCAGGGAGGAGAUAAUAGUUGAUUAUCGGGAGAAAAGGCGUAGAAUACAGCGAAAAAUACUAGAAGCUGAGGAGAAACUCGGAUCUCGUCCUGAUGGUGUAACCUCAGACUCAGAUGCUGAAGAAGAGGAACCCGUGUGA